AGCCCCUCCUCCGAACCCUGUCAUGGCUGCGUCCAGGGUGCAAGCUGAGGUGAGGAAACGCGAUGCUGGGCUUUUUGUCCGCGCGACAAGCGGGUUUGGAAGACCCUCUGCGCUUCCAGAGAACGGAGUCCACACGGAGGGUUUUGGGACUGGAGUUAAACAAAGACAGAGAUAUUGAGAGAAUCCAUGGAAGUGGAGUUAACACCCUUGACAUUGAACCUGUUGAAGGGAGAUACAUGUUAUCAGGUGGUUCAGAUGGUGUGAUUGUACUUUAUGACCUUGAGAACUCCAGCAGACAACUUUAUUACACAUGUAAAGCAGUGUGUUCCAUCGGCAGAAACCAUCCUGAUGUUCACAAGUACAGUGUGGAGACUGUUCAGUGGUAUCCUCAUGACACUGGAAUGUUCACAUCAAGCUCAUUUGAUAAAACUCUGAAAGUAUGGGACACAAAUACAUUACAAACUGCAGAUGUAUUUAAUUUUGAAGAAACAGUUUAUAGUCAUCAUAUGUCUCCAGUUGCGACCAAGCACUGUUUGGUAGCAGUUGGUACUAGAGGACCCAAAGUAAAACUUUGUGACUUAAAGUCUGGAUCCUGUUCUCAUAUUCUGCAGGGUCACAGACAGGAAAUCUUGGCAGUUUCCUGGUCACCACGUUAUGAGUAUAUCUUGGCUACUGCAAGUGCUGACAGUAGAGUAAAACUAUGGGAUGUGAGGAGAGCUUCAGGAUGUUUGAUUAAUCUUGAUCAGCAUAAUGGGAAAAAGUCACAAGCUGCUGAAUCAGCAAACACUGCUCAUAAUGGGAAAGUUAAUGGCUUAUGUUUUACAAGUGAUGGGCUUCAUCUCCUCACUGUUGGUACAGAUAAUCGAAUGAGGCUCUGGAAUAGUUCCAAUGGAGAAAACACACUAGUGAAUUAUGGAAAAGUUUGUAACGACAGCAGAAAAGGAUUGAAAUUCACUGUCUCCUGCGGCUGCAGUUCAGAAUUUGUUUUUGUGCCAUAUGGUAGCACCAUUGCUGUUUAUACAGUUUACUCAGGAGAACAGAUAACUAUGCUUAAGGGACAUUAUAAAAAUGUUGACUGCUGUGUAUUUCAAUCUAAUUUCCAGGAACUUUAUAGUGGUAGCAGAGACUGUAAUAUUCUUGCUUGGGUACCAUCCUUAUAUGAACCAGUUCCCGAUGAUGAUGAGACUACAACCAAAUCGCAGUUAAAUCCAGCUUUUGAAGAUGCCUGGAGCAGCAGUGAUGAGGAAGGAUGAAUAUCAACCUUUUUGUCUCUACUGAUGAAACUUUUGAAACAGCACUGUUUGUGUGAGAUUUUUUUUAACUGUUCAGUUACUGACAAUUAAAUUAGCUUCAAAUUUG
Marmota flaviventris (yellow-bellied marmot) is the source of this 1359-nucleotide messenger RNA. RefSeq names its product ERCC excision repair 8, CSA ubiquitin ligase complex subunit (gene Ercc8). The record is from RefSeq and is a predicted model, not a curated record. Gene Ontology annotation, cellular component: Cul4A-RING E3 ubiquitin ligase complex; nucleotide-excision repair complex. NCBI's taxonomy places the organism in Eukaryota, Metazoa, Chordata, Mammalia, Rodentia, Sciuridae. Gene Ontology annotation, molecular function: protein binding. Gene Ontology annotation, biological process: proteasome-mediated ubiquitin-dependent protein catabolic process; protein polyubiquitination; transcription-coupled nucleotide-excision repair.